CAUCCAGAGAAGACACUUUCAUCUGCAACCAUCAACUAAAACAGCAGCUUGCCAUUAACAGAGUCUUCUCAUCUGAGCUGCUUCAGUCUACAACAUCUGUCACUACAUCAAAGAACACAAUAGUUCCUGGUGUUCAGAAUCACUUUCCAGGAUUUCUUGAAUUUCCUGCUAAUGUUGCCGUCCAGAAUGCUAAAACAGAAAGCAGUAGUUGCAGCAGUGUCGCAGCAUCCGAGGACCCUUGUAAACAAAGUGAUUGGCAGGAAUGGGCUGACCAAUUAAUCACCGAUGAUGAUACCUUAGCUUCUAACUGGAGUGAGCUUCUUAUAGAUAACAAUAUUGCAGAUACGGAACCAAAGAUGGCAUACCAGGUGCCUAAACCAUCUAUACAUGUAUCUGUACCACAAUCCCAAGUUUCUCAGCAGCUUCCUCCUCCUUCUGGAGAAAGUCGUGCUGUUGUUACAUCCACUUCCUCGGCAAAUAGUGGACCAUCAAAGCCACGCAUGCGUUGGACACCAGAACUUCAUGAAGCUUUUGUGGAGGCUGUUAGUAAGCUUGGUGGUAGUGAAAAAGCCACUCCUAAGGGUGUCCUUAAGCUCAUGAAAGUUGAAGGCUUGACUAUUUAUCAUGUGAAAAGCCAUUUGCAGAAAUAUAGGACAGCCAGAUACAGACCGGAGUCAUCUGAAGGAUCAUCAGAGAAAAGAUUGACUCCUAUUGAUGAGAUAUCAUCUCUUGAUCUGAAAACGUAAGUCUCUU
Carica papaya (papaya) is the source of this 753-nucleotide messenger RNA. NCBI's taxonomy places the organism in Eukaryota, Viridiplantae, Streptophyta, Magnoliopsida, Brassicales, Caricaceae. The record is from RefSeq and is a predicted model, not a curated record.